AUGUACAAUAAAUUCAUAAAAAAUGCAUACAUGACUGUUGUUGAGGAAGGCCUUGUAAGUGGUUUUGGCAUGGGCUCUGUCUUCUGCAUCAUAUUUAGCAGCUAUGGCCUAGCCUUCUGGUAUGGUGGAAAGCUAAUCAUUGACAAAGGUUAUACCGGAGGGAAAAUCAUCACUGUUUUGUUUGCCGUAUUGACUGGCGCAACCUCGUUAGGUAAUGCAACACCAUCAAUUUCUGCAAUUGUGGGAGGUCAAUCUGCAGCAUACAGACUGUUCGAAACGAUUGAGAGGAAACCCGGGAUAGAUUCAGAUGAUACCAGCGGCAUAGUCUUGGAAAAUAUCAAGGGUGAUAUUGAGAUAAAGGAUGUACACUUUAGCUACCCUGCAAGACCCGAGCAGUUAGUAUUAGAUGGACUGUCAUUACAAGUAGCUAGUGGAACAACAAUGGCCAUAGUUGGAGAGAGCGGAAGUGGCAAGUCAACUGUGAUCAGCCUAGUUGAAAGAUUCUAUGAUCCACAGGCUGGCGAAGUUUUGAUAGAUGGAGUAAACAUCAAGAAUCUGAAUCUUGAUUGGAUAAGAGGGAAGAUCGGCCUUGUUAGCCAAGAACCGUCGCUGUUUAUGACCUCCAUUAAAGAUAACAUAAUCUAUGGUAAAGAAGAUGCAACUCUUGAAGAAAUCAAGAGAGCAGCCGAGCUCGCAAAUGCAGCAAGCUUCAUCGACAAGUUGCCGAAUGGAUACAAUACAUUGGUUGGCCAACAUGGCACUCUGCUUUCUGGAGGACAAAAACAAAGAAUUGCAAUUGCAAGAGCCAUCCUUAAAGAUCCAAAAAUUCUUUUGCUAGAUGAAGCAACAAGUGCACUGGAUGUGGAAUCUGAGAGGAUAGUUCAGGAGGCACUCAAUAGGAUAAUGGUAGAAAGAACCACACUUAUCGUUGCUCAUCGUUUGAGCACUGUAAGGAAUGUAGACUGCAUCACAGUUGUUCAUCAAGGGAAAAUAGUCGAACAAGGUCCUCAUCAAGCAUUGGUGAAGGAUCCCGGUGGAGCUUACUCCCAGCUUAUUAGGCUACAAGAAACCCAUGGUAAUGAAAGACGUAAAAUACAGGAUCCUGGAGUGCCCAAUUCCUUAUUAAAAAGCACUACUUUGUCAAUUAGACGGUCAGUGACUAAAGAUUCCUUUGGCAAUAGCAAUAGAUACUCUUUCAGAUCUGAUGAGUCUCAUGAGGAUGAAAUCAUAGGCAAGCAGAACAAAGAGGACCUUCCUGAUGGGAAGACCCUUCAGAAAGCACCAAUUGGACGCCUUUUUAAUCUUAACAAACCAGAGGUGCCAUUUCUUCUGCUCGGUGUUAUAGCAGCAUCGGUGCAUGGAAUCAUUUUCCCAUUGUUUGGCAUACUAAUGUCUGGCGUUAUAAAAUCAUUCUACGAGCCACCAGAUAAGCUGCGAAAAGAUUCUAGCUUUUGGGCAUUGAUAGCUGUUGUUCUGGGGGUUGCAGCUUUCAUUGCAAUCCCUGCAGAAUAUCUUUUGUUUGGAAUUGCUGGUGGCAAGCUUAUAGAGCGUGUUCGUACUCUGUCAUUUCAAAAUAUUGUGCAUCAGGAAAUUGCUUGGUUUGAUAAUCCCUCAAAUUCGAGUGGUGCACUUGGUACACGGCUCUCAGUCGAUGCAUUAAAUGGUUAUGCUCAAGUGAAGUUCUUCAAGGGGUUUAGUGAAGAAGCUAAGGAGAUGUAUGAAGAUGCAAGUCAAGUUGCAACUGAUGCUGUUAGUAGUAUCAGAACUAUAGCAUCUUUCUGUGCAGAGAAAAGAGUGGUUACAACGUAUAACAAGAAAUGUGAAGCAUUAAGGAAACAAGGAAUUCGAACUGGAAUUGUCGGAGGGCUUGGUUUUGGUUUCUCACUCUUAGUGUUGUAUCUGACAUAUGCUCUAUGUUUCUAUGUUGGUGCAAAGUUUGUUCGCCAGGGAAAAACUACUUUUGCAGAUGUUUUCAAAGUUUUCUUUGCCUUAGUUUUGGCAGCUGUUGGGGUUUCGCAGGCAAGUGCAUUGGCAUCUAAUGCGACAAAGGCAACGCAUUCGGCCAUUUCUGUUUUCAGUAUUCUAGAUCGGAAGUCAAAAAUCGAUACAAGUAGUGAUGAGGGCCUCAUGUUGGAAAAUGUCAAUGGCGACAUUGAUUUUAGUAAUGUCAGUUUCAAGUACCCAUCACGCCCUGAUGUUCAAAUAUUUAGUGACUUUACAUUGCACAUUCCUUCCAGAAAGACCAUAGCACUAGUUGGAGAAAGUGGUAGUGGCAAGUCCACAAUAAUUGCUUUACUUGAGCGUUUCUAUGAUCCUGAUUCUGGUAGAAUCUCAGUAGAUGGAGUCGAAAUUAAGAGCUUGAGAAUUAGCUGGUUAAGGGAUCAGAUGGGGCUGGUAGGCCAGGAGCCAGUGCUUUUCAACGACACAAUCCGUGCAAACAUAACAUAUGGAAAAAAUGGAGAAGCGACUAACGAAGAAGUCACAGCUGCGGCCAAUGCAGCAAAUGCUCAUGAAUUCAUAUCAAGCUUGCCACAUGGAUACAACACUCCGGUUGGCGAGAAAGGAGUGCAACUAUCUGGUGGGCAGAAACAGCGGGUAGCUAUCGCAAGGGCCAUUAUAAAGGACCCCAAGAUACUACUACUUGAUGAGGCAACCAGUGCCCUGGAUGCGGAAUCGGAGCGCAUCGUUCAAGAUGCAUUGGAUCGAGUCAUGGUGAGCAGGACCACCAUAGUGGUGGCACACCGCCUCUCCACGAUCAAAGGGGCUGAUAUGAUUGCAGUCAUCAAGGAAGGAAAAAUUGCAGAGAAGGGAAAGCAUGAGGCCCUGGUGCGAAUCAAGGAUGGGGUCUAUGCUUCACUAUUAGAACUUCGCUAUAAUUCUGAGUAG
Molecule: messenger RNA, 2886 nt
Organism: Triticum turgidum subsp. durum (durum wheat)
Lineage: Eukaryota; Viridiplantae; Streptophyta; Magnoliopsida; Poales; Poaceae
Source: the annotation of a GenBank genome assembly